CAAGCAUCCAAUGAGGGCGUUCCUCUUGUAGAAGGGACUUACUGGAAAAUUAACUAUUGCUAUUGUUUAUUGGUUGAAGCUGCAUUUAAACCGAUAAAUGAAGUCUCUGGAAAUGUCUGCCUGCUGUUGAUGAAUAGACAUUUGCCUCAACCAGAAUGGCAGGAGUCGAAUAUUCUGCAGUUGGCGGCGAUUCCUACACGGUAAGAAUAUGAUGCGUCGUGGCGAGUGUUACAUCCUGUUAUGAACAGCAAAUAGCAGUCAGAGGCCUCAGUUGAAAAAAUAAAUGAUAAAAUGUAGCCAAAGAGCGAUACAUUUUGUAAAAUUCUCAGUCUGUAACUUGAAACAGCUGGAUGAGUAUGUCCAGCAUGUUUAUUAGAUCCACUAUCUGUUUUAUUAGUUACGUUAAGGCGUUUAUAAAGUUUUGUGCAUAGUCUUAUUCAUUCGUCUUUUGAAGAUAUCACAUUCCAUUAAUACAGUCAGUGUCCAUGCAAUGACAUCAUGUCAUCUGUGCCACUGCCCACAUACUUGAAGUGUCUCUUGAAAUAUUUAUGACCCCUAAGUGAAUGGAUUUGUUUGUUUGCUUGCAUUUACAGGAAAACCUAAUUGGAACCUUGCUGGCCAUUUUUGGUAAUUUGCUUGUCAGCAUUGCUGUAAGCAUUCAGGUAAGCUCAGGCAACUGCCAACCCUCAUGUUGUCUGUUUUGGCUAUAACAAGGAGUGGGUGUGCGAAGAGACCCAACAUUUGUACAACAGUGGUUAUAUUUCAUUGUCUUUUUUUUCUUCAUUUUUCGGAAUUCUCCAGAAAUACAGCCAUGUAACAUUAGCUGGGACCAAGGACCCCCGUGCCUUCUACCGAACCAAAACAUGGUGGUGUGGCCUGGCACUUACCGUUCUAGGAGAAGCAGCCAACUUUGUCUCUUAUGCCUUUGCACCGUUAUCUCUAAUAGCUCCAUUGAAUGCAGUGUCUGUCAUAGGUAAGCAAAUUACACUUCACUCUCACUGCUUGGGAGCUUGGCCAAUCAUAGCCUGGGGUGUAUUCACUAGGAACCAAACAGAAGCGAACGGAACGGGGAGUGACCUACCUGAAUUUGUCGUCCAAUAGAAACCCUUGUUGUCAUUGCAAAACGUUUCCCGUUUGGACAAAAAUGAUUUCCGUUGCAAAUGUUUUUGCUACGGUGCAAAACCUUUUGCAACAGUGUCAACUUAUGAAUACAGCCCUGAACUUUAGAAAUUUUUUUUUGACAUGAAAUGAAAGGAAAUGUGUACCAGAUUGAAGUUAUUUAUAACUAUGUUAUCGACAUUUCGGAAGAAAUCAAUGACAAAAUGUAAAGUUACCUUUUUUAUCAUGUUUAAUGACAUUUGUUUUUUUCUUCUUUUCAGCAAGUUCAAUCUUAGGUUUCAUUUUCCUGAGAGAGAAAUGGAAGCCAAAGGAAUUUUUAAGUAAGUUCAACAGGUAUUUUACAUUUAAGAUUCAGUGUUGGAACUGACAUUCUGAUUUAGGCUAAUUGUAUGAAAAUUAAUGCUAUGACAAUGCACACACUGCUAUUUGCUAUGAAUUUGCUUUUCCAGUCACAAAAUAACCUGAAUAAUAAGGUGUUUUGGGGAAAUGGGUGAAUAUUUGUUUGGAUGGUUAUUCAUUUACUUAGCAUUUUAGAAAUACAAAACCCAUAGUUGGAUAGUUUGUGUACCAAAAGCAUUUCUAUACAAUGCAUGUUAAUGCUAACAUGAAUGCUCGUCUUCGACUCUAGAGCGAUAUGUUUUGUCUUUCCUUGGAUGCAUCUUGACGGUAUCCGGGACCUACCUCUUUGCCACGUUCGGACCCAACUAUCACCAGAAACUUACUGCGGAGAACAUAGUGAAACAGGUCGUAGGAUGGCCUUUCCUGUUGUAUGUGGUAAGACAUUUGAUUCUGCAUGGGAGAAUGGAUUGAGGGAUUUCAUAAAUAACUAACCACAUGCUUUAGAGUAAGUUUACAUACGUUACCUUUCUAUGCAUCAUUAGAAUGUAUCAAGAUUUUUACGUCGCUCAGGAAAAGAGCGUAACUUUUUUUUCACCAGGUUGUUGUUGUUGUUGUCUUUGGCAACCCGAUUUCCCCCGCCUCCAUGUUAGUUAUGAUAAAUGGGCUAUUAUAAGAGCCAAUGUCCUGCUGUAAUAUCUCUUGUUGUUUUUGUUUUCUAUGGCCAGCUCCUGGAGAUCAUUACCUUCUGCUUUCUGCUCUACUUCUACAAGCAGCGCAAUGCUAAUUACCUUGUUGUCAUUCUGCUGCUGGUGGCGCUGCUCGGUAAGUUGGACGACGGAAGAAUAUUAAUGUUCAAUAUUCAGUAAUAAUAACUGUUUCUGGACAUCAGCAACAGAGGUGUGUGUGUGUGUGUGUGUGUGUGAAGAACUCAACCCACUGAUAGGUAGAGCCGAGAUAAACAGUCCAAUAUUUGCUAAAUAGGAAUUGAACUCGGGUCUAAACAACAGAAUUCAACUUUUUUUUUUAACUUUUUCAUGAAAGGUGUUCUUUACUGAAAGUUGCUCUUUUCAAAGUUUUUAUUUAAAGGGCUUGUUAACCACCCUACUGUACGGUGCUUCUUCCCCAGGUUCUGUGACAGUGAUCACAGUGAAGGCGGUGGCAGGCAUGCUGGUCCUCAGCGUCCAGGGCACCAUGCAACUCAACUACCCCAUCUUCUACGUCAUGUUUGUCUGCAUGGUUGCCACCGUGGUCUUCCAGGCUACGUGAGUGCACACUUCUCAUCAUGGAUUUAACAAUCGCGCGAGAAAAUACUUUUGGAGAAGGGUGGUAAAUCGGAACACAGCCUUGCUCUUGGUGGGGCUGGAUAUGUGGGAAAUGAAUGACGUUGAGGUGUGCGACGUUGUAGGUUUUAGUUUUUGACUGACAUCCAAUAGUAACAAACACAUGACAAUAUUCUACAGUCAACUAGUCAGUGGAAUUUUGACCUGGCAAAUAAUGCGAGACCACACUUUAACCUAAUAGUCAUAAUUCCAAGGUAGCUAGAGGGGAAUAGCUGAUGUAAGUUCCUGGUUCCGUGCACAGGCAGUUAAGAAUAGCUAACCCUUAAUUCCAUUUUCCAAGAAAAUUCAAAUAUUUGAGCAUAUAGAGUACCAGUCAAAAGUUUGGACACACCUACUCAUUCAAGGGUUUUUCUUAAUUUUUACUAUUAUUCUACAUUGUAGAAUAAUAGUGAAGACAUCAAAACUAUGAAAUAACACAUAUGGAAUCAUGUAGUAACUAAAAGUGUUAAACAAAUCAAAAUAUAUUUGAGAUUCUUCAAAGUAGCCACCCUUUGCCUUGAUGACAGCUUUGCACACUCUUGCCAUUCUCUCAACCAGCUUCACCUGGAAUGCUUUUCCAACAGUCUUGAAGGAGUUCCCACAUAUGCUGAGCACUUGUUGGCUGCUUUUCCUUCACUCUGCAGUCCAACUCAUCCCAAACCAUCUCAAUUGGGUUGAGGUCGGGGGAUUGUGGAGGCCAGGUCAUCUGAUGCAGAACUCCAUCACUUUCCUUCUCGGUAAAAUAGCCCUUACACAGCCUGGAGGUGUGUUGGGUCAUUGUCUUGUUGAAAAACAAAUGAUAGUCCCACUAAGCGGAAACCAGAUGGGAUGGCGUAUCGCUGCAGAAUGCUGUGGUAGCCAUGCUGGUUAAGUGUGCCUUGAAUUCUAAAUAUAUCACAGACAGUGUCAACAACAAAGCACCAUCACACCUCCUCCUCCAUGCUUCACAGUGGGAACCACACAUGCAGAGAUCAUCCGUUCACCUACUCUGCGUCUCACAAAGACACAGCGUUUGGAACCAAAAAUCUCAUAUUUGGUUAAGACUCAUCAGACCAAAGAACAGAUUAAAACCUAUCUAAUGUCCAUUGCUCGUGUUUCUUGGCCCAAGCAAGUCUCUUCUUCUUAUUGGUUUCCUUUAGUAGUGGUUUCUUUGCAGCAAUUCGACCAUGAAGGCCUGAUUCACACAGUCUCCUCUGAACAGUUGAUGUUGAGAUGUGUCUGUUAUUUGAACUCUGUGAAGCAUUUAUUUGGGCUGCAAUUUCUGAGGCUGGUAACUCUAGUGAACUUAUCCUCUGCAGCAGAGGUAACUCUGGGUCUUCCUUUCCUGUGGCGGUCUGCAUGAGAGCCAGUUUCAUCAUAGCGCUUGAUGGUUUUUGCGACUGCACUUGAAGAAACAUUCAAAGUUCCUGAACUUUUCCGUAUUGACUGACCUUCAUGUCUUAAAGUAAUGAUGGACUAUCGUUUCUCUUUGCUUAUUUGAGCUGUUCUUGCCAUAAUGUAGACUUGGUCUUUUACCAAAUAGGGCUAUCUUCUGUAUACCACCCCUACCUUGUCACAACACAACCGAUUGGCUCAAAUGCAUUAAGAAGGAAAGAAAUUCCACAAAUUAACUUAACAAGGCACACCUGUUAGUUGAAAUGCAUUCCAGGUGAAGCUGGUUGAGAGAGUGCAAAGCUGUCAUUAACGCAAAGGGUGGCUACUUUGAAGAAGCUCAAAUAUAAAAUAUAUUUUGAUCUGUUUAACACUUUUUUGGUUACUACAUGAUUCCUUCUGUAUGUCUUCACUAUUAUUCUACAAUGUAGAAAAUAGUAAAAAUAAAGAAAGACCCUUGAAUGAGUAAGUGUGUCCAAACUUUUGACUGGUACUGUAUGUGGUAAGUAUUCCAUGAGUAGCCUACAGUGUAACUACAUAUAUUGUUAAAUACAGUGGCUUGCGAAAGUAUUCACCCCCCUUGGCAUUUUUCCUAUUUUGUUGCCUUACAACCUGGAAUUAAAAUUGAUUUGUUUGUAUCAUUUGAUUUACACAACAUGCCUACCACUUUGAAGAUGCAAAAUAUUUUUUAUUGUGAAACAAACAAGAAAUAAGACAAAAAAAACUGAACUUGAGCGUGCAUAACCCCCCCCCCCCCAAACUCAAUACUUUGUAGAGUCACCUUUUGAAGAAAUUACAGCUGCAAGUCUCUUGGGGUAUGUCUCUAUAAGCUUGGCACAUCUAGCCAAUGGGAUUUUUGCCCAUUCUUCAAGGCAAAACUGCUCCAGCUCCUUCAAGUUGGAUGGGUUCCGCUGGUGUACUGCAAUCUUUAAGUCAUACCACAGAUUCUCAAUUGGAUUGAGGUCUGGGCUUUAACUAGGCCAUUCCAAUACAUUUUAAAUGUUUCCCCUUAAACCACUCGAGUGUUGCUUUAGCAGUAUGCUUAGGGUCAUUGUUCUGCUGGAAGGUGAACCUCCGUCCCAGUCUCAAAUCUCUGGAAGACUGAAACAGGUUUCCCUCAAGAAUUUCCCUGUAUUUAGCGCCAUCCAUCAUUCCUUCAAUUCUGACCAGUUUCCUGUGGGAUGUUCAAAGUUUCAGAUUUUUUUUUAUAACCCAACCCUGAUCUGUUCUUCUCCACAACUUUGUCCCUGACCUCCUUGGUCUUCAUGGUGCCGCUUGCUUGGUGGUGUGGCAGACUCUGGGGCCUUUCAGAACAGGUGUAAAUAUACUGAGAUUGUGACGGAUCAUGUGACACUUAGAUUGCACACAAGUGGACUUUAUUUAACUAAUUAUGUGACUUCUAAAGGUAAUUGGUUGCACUAUAUCUUAUUUAUGGGCUUCAUAGCAAAGGGGGUGAAUACAUAUGCAUGCACCACUUUUCUGUUAUUCAUUUUUUUGAAUUUUUUUGAAACAAGUUAUUUUUUUCAUUUCAGUUCACCAAUUUGGACUAUUUCGUGUAUGUCCAUUACAUGAAAUCCAAAUAAAAAUCCAUUUAAAUUACAGGUUGUAAUGCAACAAAAUAGGAAAAACGCCAAAGGGGAUGAAUACUUUUUUCAAGGUACUGUAUAAGGUCUACUGCUAUGUAAGACAUUUAUAUUGUGUUUGACUGACACCUCAUUGUGAAUCCUCUCAGGUUUCUCUCCCAGGCUACUCACCUGUACGACUCCUCCGUGAUAGCCUGUGUCAACUACAUCUUAUCCACAUCCUUUGCCAUUGUAGCAGGUAAGAGAGCUGCUGACUUUGUCUAUUGAACCUCUAUGGAAUCACAGCCCAAGAAGGUGUGAACAUCAGUCUCUUUUUUUUCACAUUUACAGGAGCCAUAUUUUACCUGGAGUUUAAUCACGAAGACAUUCUUCACAUCUGCAUGUUUUUGUUGGGGUGAGUAGGCUUUUCUAUAAUUGUGCAUUAUUAAAUGUUUACUUGUGUUAGACAAAGCACCCCCCUCCUCCAGACAUAUGGUGGUAUGGCCCAAAACUAAAGGCACCACUAAGUAGGGCUAUCAGACGAUUAAACAAAUUAGAUGGGUUUUUUUUUCUCCAAUUAGUUAAUGAAUCUACAGAUGAAUCAGUUGUGUCAUAAGUGCUAUGUGAUUUAUAGCCAUGUAAUGUCUUAUCUCUGUCCUUCAUUAGAUGUUUGUCCUGUUUCCUGGGAGUCUUCCUGAUCACCAAGAACAGGAAGAGGCUAAAGGCCUUUGAACCCUAUGUGACAAUGGACAUGUCGCAAGGUAAUGAAGGUACAAUUCCCCUUGUCGCGACGCAUGUUUACACCCCCCCCCCCCCCCCCCCCUUAUCGUCCCCGAUGCGAAUUCAAUAGCUUGCCUUGAAUCUUGUGACUUUGACAUCAAAACUCGCACGACUGUCUUGCAACGUUAGCAAAAAAAAGCUAACUGGCAAUUGUGAUUGAUGCCACCAUGGUGCUCUCCACGCGUCGCGAAGCAGGCAAUCAAACAUAUUUUUUAUCUACAAACAAACAGCCAAUAUGUUAAUUGGUUUCUCUGUCCCAUUGCCAUGAAUUCAAACUCGCAUGUAGUUAAUGACAUAUGCACCUUGUGUUAUAGAUUCACCCUGUGUUAUGAAUUUAUCAGUGUGUUAAGUGUAAUUCUCACCCCUUUUCCUAAACGCAGGUAUUCCCACCAUUCACGACAAGGGCUGGCGAGCGGUGCAGCCGGACUACAAUGGUUCCUUUUCCUACGGUGCCCUGGUUAACAAUGACAGCGUGGCGCCUGCCACUCUACCAGAGCCUGACCAUAACCAGCUGGCAGUCACGCCCAGUCCCACUGCUGCCCCUUAUAGUUCGGCUGACCUGAAGAACGACUGAGGCACCCCCCCCCAUAGGCUGCGUCUCAAUCCUCCACCCUUCUCCUGAAGUGUGCACACGUCUGGAAACGGGUGCAGAACAGGGAUGUAACCGUAGACUCGGUGUAGGAUGAUGUCAUCGUUACUAUGUUACCCCCCAUCUGGCCAUGUCUUACAAUGAGGAAGUGUUUUGUGGGUUUUCAGAAUCAUGCUCUACAGGAGUGGUUCCCAAAAUGUUUGUUUUUUUUGCCCAUAGAUUUUAUGUGUGAGUUGCUCAAAUAUCACAUGAACACACAUUUAAACAUGACAAAAUUGUAUAGAAUUUUGAGAAAAUUAGCUUUAAACUGCAAAAAUGUUCUAUCCACCCCAUGACAAAAUGUGUAGAAUUGCAGGAAAUAAGCUUUAAACCUGCAAAAUAUUCUCUCUGAAAACAAGAGGGUCUUGUGCCCAUAGAAAUAGACGUGGGGGUGCGGGAUGUUCCCCAAUGCUGGAAGGGGGGGGGGGGCCUGAGUGAAAACGUUUGAACUCCUACUCUACUGUACUUCAACUGAGCUGUACACUCGUCUCUUCAUGUCUUCCUAUCUCCGGACUGCAAUGAGGGGCAUUUCAACCAUGAGAAAUUAGCUUUAUUCCUGCAAUGAGACAUUCGCUUUACUUCUGCAAAUCAUUCCAGAAAGGUACUGAAGUAUCCGGAAGUUGUCACAUGACUUGGGGACUGACCGUGAACAAAUAUCGACCUGGACUCUCAUUCCAGGCCCAUAGACAUCAUGUCAUACCUUUGGACAUUAAUGUGCCUUAGACUAAAGCAUCCUGCCUGCUGUUGUGUGUUCGCCACAUAAGAUUGAGUGACUUAUUCCAUGUUAAUGCAUUUCUGCAGGAUUUCUUUCAAUAGACUUGCCAAUGAAUACUGUGCAGUUUUCUUUGUGUGUUUUGCUUGAGCAGUUGAAGACGGUGUACGACUGCUUAGUCCGAAAUGACCAAAAUGGUUAUAAACUGUUAUUGUUUUAAGUUAUUUUAGUUGCAUUAGUUACAUUUGAAUCGUCAAGUUGUAGUUUGGGGUAUGGUCUUAAAUGCACAAUGAUUGUUUGUGUGAAUUCUAUGUCAAACUGAAAGAACUGGUGGAAGAUAUUUAUUGUAUUUGAAGCAUAUUAUGAUAAAGGUUGAAAGGCUUUAUUCAUGUGGUCUUGUGUUAGGAAAGGCUGGGCUCGUAUCCACAUAGCGUCUGAGUAAUCUGAUUCUGUAUGAUCUAACAUACACAACUGACCCUGGAUCAGCACUCCUAUUCUGAGACGCUUUGUUGAUACUGUUCUGCUCACCACACGUCAUUUAUGACAAUGUCAAUGAGUGUGACGCCACGUUAAGUUGGGAUCUACCAUAGUUGAGCUGCAUUUAUUAUGUGGACUACUGGGAUUCUGAAUUGUCUUGAGUUAUAUAGAUAUUAUGACAAUUUCCUUGUAUCACUGUGCAAGCAAAACCAAUAUGAAAAAAAUGUCCAUGAGUGACUGAGCUGAUUUUAGAAUAGACUACUGAUGUCUCUGGUCAACACUUGUUUGUCAUUCUGCCAGUCUUUUUUUCUAAAUAGAAAAUCCAGUGGCACCGGCACUACCAAUGAGCUCACAGCAUCCCAUUGUUUUCUUCCUGUAAUGAAUGAUAUAUAACCCUUAACCUCAUUGCCACUCUGCUUCUGUAUUAUGAACUAGGUAAGCAAAUAAAUAAUAUACUACUGACGUUCAUGCAAAAGAUUCAUGUAUAACCACGACGAGCUAUGACCAUAUUAAACGUUUUAAAUUGGGAGGGUACCCAAAGAUAAUUUUGGUGAUGACAGAAUGUCGUUGUUUUUCCACUAGGGUGGAUGAGCUACAACAAGUCCAUUUGGAAACUCGCACUCUGAGGUGAGCUGAAAUUGCGGAAAUAUUAGUUUCAGACCUGAUAUUUCCCUAGUCAUGCAGCUUUUGUGGUAUGUUAAAUAUCUCAAAGAUUUACACCCCAUUGUCAGUCGCAAUAUAUCACCGAAGGGCUUCAGCAUAAGGCUUCAGUAACGUGCCGUGUGUUUACUGCGUGCUUGCCACCAAUCUUGGACACGAACAUCCUCCCCUUGCUCAAUUACCAUUGGUAGAAAAGCGCAUCAGCUGGGUUAUCAUUGGUCUCACCGGGCAGUGACCGGUGUUAGUGUAGGCUGCAUCAGAUAUUGUACAAUCAUCUAAUGUAAAGAAACACUGCAUCAGAGAGAUACAUCAACAACCGUAACCGACUGUUUUUCUUCAGGUACAGUGAAUGUUGAAAUUUCUGGUGGAAUGUCUUGACCAGAAAGCAUAUUGACAUGCUGGAAUAUUUAUUUUUGGUCAAUGACAGUGGUAAAUCAUCUCAAGAGGACACUAUUCGGCCUAUGUCACUUAGAAAAAAAUAUGUAAAUAUAUCACUUAAUCAGUCACGAGUCACGACUGCGAUUUUGAUUCGUUGACAUGUCGCUGUGUGUCAUUUUGACGUUGAUGGAGUUUCGCCGUUCGUGACAGCUCAGCUCGCGCUAAGCUUUUAUCUGUCCGCUCUUAUGUAACAAGUUUUGAAACAAAUCGUUUGCUUUUAAAGAGAGAUAAGCAACUAUUCCGUUAGGCUACAAUGUUACAGCCUUGCGUUGUUGACAUGCUGUGCAGUUUAGACUACAUAAUUUGUUGUAGUCUGUAGGCUAUUCUGCGGUUUGGAAAGAAAUGUAUGGCAUGUAUAUCACUUGUAUUUCAGCUUGACAGCAUACAUUACAUUUUACAUAUUGUAAAGACAUAAGGACUUCUUCCUCAACUAUGAUUAUGAACGUCAUAGUAAGUUUUUAUUACAAUGUAUUAAUUUAUAAUUCAGGUUGGGUAGUGCUUCAAUUAUCCUUCUAUCGGCCGCCAGAUGUCAUCCUAUCCCACAACAGCGUUAGAAAUUACCCUCAAUUGAUGUAUUUGUUUAGGGCCCGGUUCACCAAUAGGCGGCCCGCGUGCCAAAUUCGGCCAGCGGUUGAAUUGUUUUCUGAACACUUUUAUUUAUGUUGGACAUAAAAUACUGUGAAAUCACUACAAAGUGAUUUUAAUUUAGGAAAUCUGUUCCCAAAUAUUCCCACACAUAAAUAGAGAGGCAUUUGCUAUCACAUCCCAAUGUAAUCAAGGUUUGAAAUUACUCUAUUUUUGUCAAACUAUAUCUGUUUGAAUUCUUGCGGUCAGUUUGCAGUGUAAAAUUAUUUAUAACAAUGUUCUGGCCCCCCGACCAUCCGCUCAAGGAAAAAUCGGCCCACUGCUGAAUGUAAUUGGGGACCCCUGGUGUAGGGUAUACAUUCUAGUGUUGAGGUCUUAUAAUGGGAAAAACCCAAAGGACAAAUAGGAAUAUCUGCAAUGUUUGGUUUGAUCAAUAUUCUCAUCACUUGUUGACUAGAACUGAUUGUCUGACAUGAAUGGUGAGACCAUGCAGGGAAAUUGCACCAUCAAUGUGUAAGAUAGAUUAGGCUCUUUGAUUACUUGAGACAAGUAAAAACAAAAUACUUUUGUAUUUCUCUCUUUCUUUCUCUCAAGUCUUGUCCCUGCUAGAAGCCCCAGUAGAGUUCCAUCUCCUCCCCCCUAGCGGCUCACCUCUCUUCCUCUGUUCCCUGCCUCUGUGUCCCUGGACCUGGGUUGCCAUGCUGCGGGAGGGGGCCAAGGCCUGGAUCAACGUCUCGGAGGCUUACAGCAGCGACCCUGAAGAGGAGGAGGAGGAGGACAUGGUAUGUGGGGAAGACGAGGAUGGAGAGGAGGAGAUGAUGGACCUGAGUGACCUGCCCACCGCCCUGUUUGCCUGCAGCGUCCACGAGGCCGUGUUCGAGGAGGACCGCCACCGG
Messenger RNA from Coregonus sp. 'balchen', 10886 nucleotides. The record is from the annotation of a GenBank genome assembly. NCBI's taxonomy places the organism in Eukaryota, Metazoa, Chordata, Actinopteri, Salmoniformes, Salmonidae.